GCCCAGGGAGAGGGAAGACCCAAGGCCUAACCACUUAUGAUCCAUCUUCUACAGGUAACAGAUUGAGGUUCCUCAAUCCUCAACUCAUUGCCAGGAUCAGCCAUGUUUCUAGUCUGUACCUUGGGAUUCCUCCUUGGGAUGUUGGUCCCAUUCUGUGAAGCCUACUCAGCAAGGAUUGUGGUCAGGAUUAACCAGGCAGCCCUGGACUAUGUGGCACAGAUAGGGCGCACGGCUUUCCAGAACGCCCUGAAGAUCCAACUCCCUGAUCUCCUUGACCCAAAAGAAGGCUACUUCCAACGAACCUCGGUCUUUAUGCUUGACAGCGAUAUUCCCCACUUUAAUCUGAAAUUUAUCCCUAAUUAUGGGAUUCGCCUGUCUGCUGCUGGCCAUGUCAAUAUGACAGUUUUUUUAACAAAGAAUCUUCACAAAGUAAGAGUGGGUAUUAAUAUCACGGCAGAUAUAGUUGUUACUCAAGCCACCAUAGGAUCACCACUUGUGGGCGUUUCUCUCUGCGAAUCCAUCCCUGAGGAUAUCACCGUUACCUACAGAGAGGACGGGUUAAAAGAAUUAUGGAAUCCUAUCCAGGGAUAUAUUAGGAUUAUCUUACCUGAUAAGCUAUGUUCGAAGCUCCUUUUCCUGGUUGAAGGACUGAAUAUUUAUUUGGGUACAAUGAUUGGUCUCCAACCUCUUGGUCCUGAAUCCCAGAUCAGCUACUCUUUGACCCACCUACCCACCAUCUCCAAAGAACAUAUGUCCCUGAAUAUCAAUAUCACAUUCUAUCUGCUGGGCAAGCCGAUCACUCUCCCUCCAGGUGUGUCCUCCUUCUCCUUGCCGCAACGAGUGGGCUCUAGGAAUGCCAUGGUUAACUUUGUAUUCCCAAAGGAGAUGCUUGAUUCAAUCUACUUCCUCAUGCAGAAGUCUGGGUCCAUUAAUCUAGACAUCACGGGCCAGUUGAACUCUAAAAACAAUCAGCUGACCACAUCAGUGCUGGGGAACCUGAUUCCUGAGGUCCACCGCCAAUUCCCCAAGUCCAUGCCCAUAACGAUGAAGGCUCGGAUCAAUGCUUCACCCGUCCCUACGAUCCACAGAAACAGAACAUCAUUAUUACUCAAUUACCGUACAGAGGUCUUGGCUAUCUCCUCUAACUCAGCCUUCAAGUCCCUCUUUUCUCUGGAUAUGGUUGUGGAACUGAAGCUCAACAUCAUUAUGUCUGGAAAGAAGCUGCAGGCUAAUGUAUCAUUCCUGAAGGAUAUCGAGCUCAAAGUGACUUCCUCCAAUGUGGGUACUUUUGAUUUGUCAAAGGUGAAGGCUUUAAUAAUAUCCAUGGUCAAGAAGUCCCUGAGUGAUCACCUGAAUGCACUCUUUGGCUUGGGUGUUGCUCUUCCCACCAUUACUAAAGUGAGCUACAUCACCCCUGAGGUCUUUAUGUAUGAGGGUUCUAUUGUGGUGUCCUGUGGACUUCAUAUCCAGAAUUGAGCAAGGAGAAGAAUAUGGAGCUAUGAGAGGCUGCUGGUCAGGGCAAGCUGUGCUUAACUGGACCUCUCUUGUUGGCCAUUUUAAACUUUGGAUAUCAAUUUGAAUAUCAAAUUUGAAUAUCAAAUCCAAAAUUUCUUUAAUGCUCUGAAUCCUAUUUUUGUUAGCUAUGUGAUUAUAAGGUUAAUACUGCUGUA
Molecule: messenger RNA, 1670 nt
Organism: Vombatus ursinus (common wombat)
Lineage: Eukaryota; Metazoa; Chordata; Mammalia; Diprotodontia; Vombatidae
Gene: BPIFB2
Product: BPI fold containing family B member 2
Exons: 16
Coding region: 103-1476 (457 amino acids)
Molecular function (GO): lipid binding
Source: RefSeq, a predicted model, not a curated record